CCGCAACGCCGUCGUUAUCGCACACAUCCGUAUCUGACCGCCCACAGAGCCACAGUAGCCCAACGGUAGUAAUUCAUCGCUGCUAGCUGCUCUCUCCCGUCGUCAUCGUCCUCGCAUCGCCGAACAUCGCCCCCCUUCUCGGCCGAAAAACGACGCAGAGAGACCACGUUGACUCGAUCGAGAUCCCUCCUUCCUCCUCUUCCUCUCGUCCCCGUCAACUCCGGUGCAAUUCAAACUCUCCGACACUCAACUCUCACACUACGACGACGACACACGGAGUCUCUCGAUCCGGUAACCCCGUAGCCCCCGUAGCUCUCACCGGUUGAUUUAGUAUCGCAAUAACCUACAGACCCCCGGGACCUCGUCUACUCAUCAUCACCAACCUCUAAACUCGCCCAUCAUGUUGCUCUCAACUUCGACCCGUAUCAAUCAUCUCUCUCGGAUUCGAUUACCUUCUUCAAUCAUCGCUACCAUCUCGACAACAUCCUCAUAUCGAUCGUUAUCUACGAACAAUCCUACCACCACCAGCGCCAACACUAUGCUCACCCCACCUCCAACCCCAAAACAACCCCGCUCCAACCUUCCCGGAUCGAACAACACUAAACCAGGACGCACGUUGACGCUGGAUACGAUCCACAAGUCGAUCCUCAAUGUGGAGUAUGCGGUCAGGGGCGAGUUGGCGAUCAAGGCGGACAAGUAUACGCAGAUGCUCAAAAGCCAGCAGGGCGAGCAGGGCGAGCAAGGGGGGAAGGAUUCGGGUUUGGGAGGGAUGGAGAGUAGGAACGGGGAAAAGGGAGAGGGUAAGGAGAAAGAUGGGAAAGAUCACGGGGAUUUAGGGGAGCGAUUGCCGUUCGACAAGGUCGUCACGGCCAAUAUCGGGAAUCCGCAGCAGAGAGGGUUGGACCAGAAGCCGAUCACUUUUUGGAGGCAGGUCAUCUCCCUCCUCGAAUACCCCGACCUCCUGUCCCACCCCCUGACCCCGCAGAUCUACCCGGUGGAUACGAUCGAACGUGCCAAGAAGCUUUACGCGGAGAUCGGGAGCGUCGGGGCGUAUACGCAUAGUAAGGGAGUCAAGGAGAUUAGGGAGAGGGUGGCCAAGUUUAUCGAACGCCGGGAUGGAUUCCCUAGCGACCCGGAACACAUCUUCCUCACCGCCGGAGCGUCCGCAGGGGUCUCCCAGUGGCUCAACGUCGCUCUCAGCCCCGGGGACGGCGUGCUCGUGCCCAUCCCCCAGUACCCACUCUACACGGCCACCCUCGCCGCGCUCUCCUGCCAUCCGGUCCCGUAUCAACUGCAAGAAUCGUCAGGGUGGAGCUUGUCUCAACCGGUACUCCAGGCGGCGAUCGAUUCCGUCGACAGGGACAAGACCCCCAUCAAGGCCCUCGUUGUCAUCAACCCGGGUAACCCGACGGGAGGGUGUCUGGAGGAAAAGGACAUGAGGGAGAUUGUCAGGAUGUGUCAUGAUCAGGGGUUGGUCCUCAUGGCCGACGAGGUCUAUCAGACGAACAUCUACUACCCCGAGACCAAGCCGUUCGUGUCGUUUAAAAAGGUGCUCAGGACAAUGGAGCGGGAGCAAGACGGCGAGAACCCCAUUACCCCGGGCGUCAUCGAGUUGAUCUCUUUCCACUCGUUGUCCAAGGGGGUCUCGGGCGAGUGUGGUAGGCGCGGGGGCUACUUUGAGCUGGUCAACAUUGACGAACAGGUCGUCGACCAGAUCUACAAGAUGGCCUCGAUCUCGCUCUGUCCGCCGGUGACGGGGCAGGUCGGCGUGGAUCUGCUGGUCGACCCGCCCAAGCCCGGCGAGCCGUCGUACGCGCAGUUUGAAAAGGAGACCAACGUCACCCACCAGAGCCUCCUCGACCGAUCGGCUUACAUGUCGGAAAAGUUCAACGCGCUCCCGGGCAUGUCGUGUCAAAAGGCCGAGGGCGCGAUGUACCUGUUUCCCUCGAUCGAGAUGCCGGACAAGGCGCUCAAGGAGGCCGAGAAGAGGGGCAAGCCGGCGGACGUCAUGUAUGCGUUGGAUCUGUUGGACGCCACCGGAAUCUGCGCCGUCGCUGGGUCUGGGUUCGGGCAAAAGGAGGGCACGUAUCAUCUCCGUGUUACCGCGCUCUGCCCCGGUGUCGAAGAGUACGUCGGCAAGAUUGAGGAGUUUCACAAGGACUUUAUGAAGCGGUAUGCGUGAGCGGCGUGCGAAGGUUGGGUGCUGUUUUUGUAAUCGUAUGAUUGUAUAUAAUCGGAACAGGUCGUUUUGAAAUCGAGGGCGUGGG
Filobasidium floriforme is the source of this 2267-nucleotide messenger RNA. RefSeq names its product pyridoxal phosphate-dependent transferase. Gene Ontology annotation, biological process: biosynthetic process. Gene Ontology annotation, molecular function: pyridoxal phosphate binding; L-alanine:2-oxoglutarate transaminase activity. Bases 401 to 2182 code for a protein of 593 amino acids. NCBI's taxonomy places the organism in Eukaryota, Fungi, Basidiomycota, Tremellomycetes, Filobasidiales, Filobasidiaceae. The record is from RefSeq and is a predicted model, not a curated record. The transcript has 4 exons.